CCCCAGUCCAUCACGAACUACUAUCUAGCUCCAGCCUUACUCCUUCCCUCCUUUCCCCAUCCUCCCUCCACCCUUAGUUUCUUCUACCCUGAGCAUGCCGCUCCUCGCCGGCAAAGUCAUCGCCCUCACCGGCGCCGCCUCCGGCAUCGGGCUCGCGACCGCGCACCUGCUCGCCUCGCGGGGCGCCACGCUCUCGCUCGCAGACGUCAACGCGGCUGCGCUCGACAAGGCGGAGAAGGAGAUCCGGGCCAAGUAUCCCGGCGUGCAGGUCUUGCCGUAUGAGCUGGAUGUGCGGACGGAGGAGCAGGUGGGCAAGUGGAUUGAGACGACGGUGGGGGUGUUUGGCAGGUUGGAUGGGUGUGCGAAUUUGGCGGGGGUUAUUGGGAAGAGUAUCGGUCUCAAAGGGAUAGCGGAGCAAGAUGUGUCGGAGUGGGAUUUUAUCAUGGAUGUCAAUCUGAAGGGCAUGAUGCUUUGUCUGAAGCACCAACUGCGGUACAUUUCAGACGGCGGGUCGAUUGUGAAUGCUGCGUCUAUCGCCGGCCUCCAAGGACGACCCAAUAACGCAGCGUAUGCGGCGAGCAAGCAUGGCGUUAUCGGGCUGACGCGCAGCGCGGCGAAGGAGGUUGGGAGUAGGCAGGUGAGGGUUAAUGCUAUAUGUCCAGGAUAUAUCGAAACGCCUAUGAACGCCAACGCGCGCAAGAUCGCGGAAGAGAACAGCGCAGCGGAGACAGAGCACCGGACUUCGGAAGCUAUGAGUGUGGCGCUAAAGAGGAGCGGGAAGGCGAAUGAGGUCGCUGAACUAAUUGCCUUUCUACUAGGCGAUGGGAGCAGCUUUAUUACUGGCGGUGCUCAUAGUGUUGACGGUGGGUGGAAUUGUUGAUGCAGGAGGGCAUGGAAGUCCGAGAUUUGGUGGAAGGAGAGCUGUACUCUGAGGCAUAGGUUAGGGCAGCGGAAGGACCAAGAAGCCCAGAAGUUUUUCUUUGAGUGAAGACUGUGGUACGAUGAACAGUUUCCCGGAGUUUUGGCGCUCUAAGAAACCCCCGAAAGUAUU
Messenger RNA from Trematosphaeria pertusa, 1051 nucleotides. Its product is annotated as NAD(P)-binding protein. The coding region runs from base 95 to 880 and encodes 261 amino acids. The transcript has 3 exons. NCBI's taxonomy places the organism in Eukaryota, Fungi, Ascomycota, Dothideomycetes, Pleosporales, Trematosphaeriaceae. The record is from RefSeq and is a predicted model, not a curated record. Gene Ontology annotation, molecular function: oxidoreductase activity.